Amblyraja radiata (thorny skate) is the source of this 7008-nucleotide messenger RNA. It is a transcript of the gene cubn, whose product is annotated as cubilin (intrinsic factor-cobalamin receptor). Gene Ontology annotation, molecular function: calcium ion binding. The transcript is spliced from 43 exons. The record is from RefSeq and is a predicted model, not a curated record. The coding region runs from base 1 to 6843 and encodes 2280 amino acids. NCBI's taxonomy places the organism in Eukaryota, Metazoa, Chordata, Chondrichthyes, Rajiformes, Rajidae.
AUGCCAUCCACUGGCCCGCGGCUGAGCCAUGGAUUGAGGCCUCCGCCGCCAGAACGCCGCCCCAGCCACCGAAGCACAGGACCUACUUGUUCUGAUGACAUAAAUGAGUGUGAGAUCUAUGCAGGAUCACCACUAGCAUGCCAGAAUGGAGCAACAUGCACGAACACACAAGGCAGUUACAGUUGUAAAUGUACUCCGGAAUGGUUUGGUCCACAUUGUACUUCCAAAUAUGAUGAUUGUCAAGGUGCCUCCCAAACAAGAUGUGAACAUGGCAUCUGCAUUGAUUUAAACAGAGUUCAGCCAAAUCAGCCUAAGUAUCACUGUAUCUGUGAAGAUGGGUGGAGUCAGCCCUCUAUUGGCUCAGUUUGCAGUUCUGAUAUUGAUGAAUGCAGCCUUCCAUUUCAACCCUGCUCAACAAAUCCUCCAGUAUCAUGCUUAAACUCCCCAGGUUCUUACUCUUGUGAGAACUGCCCAACAGGUUACCAGGGUGAUGGGAAAAUCUGCACCCUGAUUGAUUUAUGCUCCGAGAACAAUGGAGGAUGUCAUUGCUUGGCAUCAUGUACUUGCAAUCCAGCUUGUGGUGGCCAUCUCAAUGAAACCUAUGGUGUUAUAAGUUCACCGGGUUAUCCAGGCAACUACCCACCGAGUACUGAUUGCUACUGGACCAUAUCGGUCAGCCCUAAUUUACUGAUCACUUUUGCAUUUGGACUCCUUCACUUUGGAAGCCAUCAGAAUUGCAGCUCUGCUUACCUAGAGAUUAGAGAUGGUCUGCUCGAUCAAGAUCAUAUCCUUCAAAAGUAUUGUAGCAAUGAAAGCCCUCCCCCCUUGCUGACGCCUGGCCCUAAUGCAUGGAUCCAUUUCCACAAUGACAACAAUGUCAAUGGCCAAGGAUUUCAUGUUGCAUACAUUACGUUACCAGCUGAGCCUGGCUGCGGCGGAAUGUAUGAAGAUAGUGAAGGCAUUCUCACCUCCCCCAAUUGGCCUAAUUCCUAUCCCAGCAGCAGAGAGUGCAUUUAUGUUAUCCAACAGCCCAAAGAGGAGCGCAUCCACCUCCAAUUCACAUACGUGGAGUUGGAAUUCAAUGACAACUGCUCCUUGGACUACAUUGAGGUACGUGAUGGCGAAGCAGAGACAGAUCAUCUAAUUGGCAGAUUCUGUGGUUCCAAAGCCCCAGUACCCAUAACCACGAAAGGCAACAAAUUGUGGCUUAAGUUUAAAACACAUACCUCUGUUGCCAAAAAAGGAUUUGUGGCAGUAUAUAAAGUUGCAUGUGGUGGCAUUCUUCAUGGCAAAGGAGUGAUCCAGUCUCCUUAUUAUCCCAAUCCAUACCCACAUGACAGAAGCUGUGAGUGGGUUAUCACCCAAUCAGAAGGAUAUAUUGUGACCCUCAAGUUAAUCUCCUUUGAUACCGAGAAAGUUGUAAACUGCAGCCAUGACUACAUAGAGAUCAGAGAUGGUGCUGUUGAAGACUCUCCACUCAUUGGGAAAUAUUGUGGUGCAGUACUUCCACCUACAGUAUGGUCAAUGCAGCCGUCCAUGUACAUCAAGUUUAAGAUGGAUUCUAAUGAGGCUAACAAUGGAUUUCAAGCAGAGUAUGAAUCAGCAAAGAAAGGAUGUGGUGAGAUUUUGACACAAUCAGUAGGUACCAUUGCUAGUCCUGAACAUUCUGGAGGAUAUCCACAUGAUGGCAAAUGUAUCUGGUAUAUCUCGGUUCAGGCUGGACAUGUUAUCCAUUUGGCAUUCAUCUCCUUUAACAUGGAUAUCAUGAACUGCAGCAAGGAAUAUGUUGAAGUGUAUGAUAAUCAUGUUAACCAUGGCCGACUAAUAGGAAGAUACUGUGGUUGGUCUGUCCCUCCAUCUCUAACCAGCAGUGGCAACUCAAUGAGCCUGGUUUAUGUGUCUGAUUCAAACGCACCAACAGAGGGAUUCCUGGCAAUGUAUGAUUCCCUUGAUGCUUCAACAGAAUGCAAGGAGGAAUUCUUUGAAUCCACUGGCACAUUUACAUCUCCAAACUAUCCAAAUGGCUAUUCCAUAUUCCAAGAAUGUAUCUACAUAAUUAAUGUGGAAGAGAACAAGCAGAUUCUGCUCAACUUUACUGACUUUAAAGUAGAAGGUUAUCAAGCCUGUACUUCUGCCUAUGUUGAAAUUAGGAAUGGUGAAUAUGAAACAUCUCCUCUGGUUGGGCAGUACUGCGGAGGAAAAGCCCCACCACUCAUCAAGUCCCAAAGUAACAGUCUAUGGAUUAAAUUUAAAUCAGAUAAUAUUUUUGAACACCAUGCAUUUAGCGCUCACUGGAAUGGUACUUCCACAGGCUGUGGUGGAACUCUCACAUCAGCAACUGGUAGUUUUACCUCUCCCAACUAUCCAAUGCCAUAUUCAAACAACGCAGCAUGCUCCUGGCUGAUUCAAACCAAUUCAGGCAGUGUGAUUGAACUACAAUUUGAACAAUUCCAUUUGGAUUCCAGCACUGGAUGUAUUACUGAUCACUUAACUGUUUAUAAUGGAAUCAAUAUAAAUUCUCAGAUUUUGGUUAAAUUGUGUGGCAGUCAAAUGCCAGCAUCAAUUCUGUCUUCCAAAAACAACAUGUACAUAGAACUUCAAACUGAUAGCUCAAUAGCCACAGGGGGAUUUCUUGCUAAAUAUAGACACAUUUGCCAGGGAGGAAUCAUUGUAGAUCAUAGCAAGGGAGUUUUGGAAAGUACAAACUUUCCUCAACCUUAUCCACCGAAACAAGACUGUAACUGGACUAUACAGGCAACAGCUGGGAGCACCAUCAACUACAUCUUUAGUGCCUUUAAUCUGGACUUUAACAGUUGUCAUUUGGCUUGGCUUAAGCUAUAUGAUGGACCUAGUGCCCAGUCUCAUCUUAUUGGCACUUACUGCAGGAAUACUUUGCCACCAUCAGGAACAACCUCUGGCAGCAGCCUGCAUGUGGCAUUUCAUUCGGAGUCGUAUUUUUCAGGGAAUGGAUUCCAGAUGCCGUGGUUCCAGAAUGGUUGUGGUGGAAUUGUUACAGCCCCAACAGGAGAGAUCCACUCACCAAACUACCCAAAUCCUUAUAGGAUUAAUGUGGAUUGUUCUUGGGUCAUCAGUGUUGAUACGCACUACAGCAUCUUCAUUCACUUCUUGGACUUUGAUCUUGCACAUCAGCAAUCAUGUGAUUCUGAAUAUUUAGCCGUUUAUGAUGGUUCAAACGAAGCAUCGCCUUUGUUGAGGAAGCUGUGUGGAAGCAAAGAUCCAGAAGCGAUCACCACCAGUCACAAUGUAGUCUACAUACAUUUCCACUCACUAAACAGUUUUGACCAUAGAGGGUUCAGACUGGGGUUUAAUCAAGUGUGUGGGUCGUAUAUUGUUACUGAUAAUAACGGUGGAGCUAUUACAUCACCUCUAUAUCCCAACAACUAUUCAAACAAUCAGAACUGCACCUGGACAAUUCGAGCCCAGAAACCAUUUAACCAUGUUACAGUCUCAUUCAGCGACUUUGCAAUUGAAAACAGUGGGGCAGGCUGCUCAGCAGAUGUUCUGCAAAUCUUGGACAGAGACAACCAUGGGGCUUCUUCUGUCGGUCGUUAUUGUGGAAGUACUAUCCCUCAUCCCAUCACCUCAUUCAGUGAUACCUUACUUGUCAACUUCAUCUCCAAUGAUGUCCACUCAUCCAGAGGCUUUCGAGCAAUUUAUGCUGCAUCAACGUCAGCAUGUGGCGGGAAGUUUCACAUGGAAUCUGGAGCAUUCAAUAGUCCUAACUAUCCUGAAAAUUAUCCACCCAUCUGUGAAUGCAUCUGGUAUAUCAUCAGCUCCCCUGGUAAUCGUGUCCAAAUCUCCUUCAUAGAGUUUGAUAUUGCAACUGGCAAAAAUUGUUCAUUGGAUUACCUGGAAAUUCGAGAAGGAAAUGCCACCGGGCAGCUGAUUGGACGUUUUUGUGGCACUACCUUACCUGCAAGUUUAACUUCAGUUAUCGGACACAUCCUGUGGGUAAAAUUUGUCUCUGCUUCAUCAUCUCCUCGGCUUGGAUUCAGGGCCGUUUUUUCCCAUUUGUAUGGCAAUGAAAUUGAGGGGAUCCAAGGUCAAAUUUCAUCUCCAUUAUGGCCACUCUAUUACCCACACAAAAUCAACUAUCACUGGACAAUUACUGCUCCGGCAUCCUACAUCAUCCAUGCCAGUGUACAAGAGUUGGACAUUGAUGCGCUUCGCAGAUGCAGAUAUGAUAAGUUAAUGUUCUUUGAUGGUCCUAAUAUUCAUGCACGUCAUAUUGGAACAUACUGUGGCUCCGAACUUCCUCCAGUUAUGUCCUCCACUGGAAACACUCUUACUGUUCAGUUUAUCAGUGACUCCGCUAUCAAUGGAAAGGGUUUCCUGCUGGAAUGGUUUGCAGUGCAACACAUUAAUAACCCAAAUGCAACACCAACUCUCCAACCAGGUUCAUGCGGUGGAGUUGUUGAGACCAGAGAGAGACCAAGCUUCCUUUUCUCACCUGGCUGGCCCGGUAGUUAUGAAACACAUUUGGACUGUUCUUGGAUUAUUUGGGCGCCGCAGAACACAGUGCAACUCAACAUCUUGGCUCUGGAUAUUAAACCAGAUGCUUCGUGUCAGUAUGAUAAACUGGUCAUCAGAGAUGGUGACAAUAACCUCUCUCCAAUACUUGCCACUUUGUGUGGCAGAGAGUUACCUGGAACCCUUCGAUCUACUGGUGAAGCAAUGUUCCUUCGAUUCACAUCUGAUGAAUAUACUAGUGGUGGCGGUUUCAACGCUUCUCAUCACAAGACUUGUGGUAACCAUCUUACUGCUGUACAUGGCGUUAUUACUUCACCCAACUAUCCUCACACAUAUACUCCAAACCUCAGUUGCACCUGGCAUGUGGAUGUUACCAGUGGAUUCAUUAUUGCUGUCCACUUCAAUCAGCCCUUCCAAAUUCAAGGCACUGGAAACGAAUGCACAAGUGGUGAUUAUUUAGAAUUAAGGAAUGGACCUGAUAGGUCUUCCGCCCCUUUGACCUCCCAUGGAAGGAUCGGACGCUAUUGUGGUGAAAACCCUCCAACCACAACGUACACUACAGAAAAUCAACUCUUUGUAUACUUCAUUUCUGAUGGGAUUAAUGAGGGGCAUGGGUUCAACUUCACUUAUGAGGCUUCAAAUCUUGAAUGUGGAGGUGAAUUGACUGCAGUGUCAGGAACUAUCAUCUCUCCAAACUACCCACACUUUUACCCUCACGGUCAUGAAUGUCAAUGGAGAAUUACUGUGCAAGGUGGACGCAGAAUAACGCUAAUCUUCAAUGACCUUCGAUUGGAAAUGCAUGACCAAUGCAACUACGAUUAUGUUAGUAUUUACAAUGGACUUCACCCUAGUUCUCCAAGAUUGCAGAAGUAUUGUGGCAUCAUUGCGAAUGGCACACAAGUCAGAUCAUCUGGAAAUACCAUGCGAGUUGUUUUUGUAACUGACACGUCAACUUCAUAUGGAGGCUUCAAUGCAACCUACACUUCAGAGGAGGACGCAGUUUGUGGUGGUACACUAAUGGGCCCAGAUUCUGGGGACUUUAGUUCUCCCAGUUAUGAUGGCACAUCCAACUACAUAAAUAAUCUUAACUGUGAAUGGGUCAUCCAGAACUCCCACAUUGCAAAUUCUUCAAUUUAUAUUCAGUUUACCAGUUUUCACCUUGGACAAGAUCCAGUUUGCCAACAGGACUACAUUGAACUCCGAGUUGGAGAUUCUAAUGGUGAUUUAGUUGCCAAGCUAUGUGGACAGACUGCUCCUUCACCACUGCUUAUCCCUUUCACACAAAUAUGGGUUCAAUUCAUAUCUGAUUCAUCAGUGCAAGAUCUUGGUUUUGUUGCCAAAUAUAGCUUUACAGAAUGUGGUGGCAUUCAGACCGGGGAGAGUGGAUUCAUUUCAAGCCCCAACUUCCCAUCACCGUACAAUCCUUUGACCCACUGUGCAUGGAUACUGGAGGCCCCAGAAGGACACACGAUAACUCUGAGCUUCAUUCACUUCAACUUAGAGCAUCAUUUAACGUGUGAAGGCAGCUCGGUUACAAUCUUGAAUGGUGGUUCCUUCAACUCCCCGAUCAUCGGCCAAUACUGUGGCCCUGCUCCAGCUGAGGAAAUUAAGUCUGGCUCAAACAAGUUGUUCAUCUUCUUUAAUUCUGACCACAGUGUGCCACAGGGUGGUUUCUAUGCCACCUGGAAAUCAGAUUCGCUAGGUUGUGGUGGCUAUUUUCAUGCAGAAAGUGGUUCUUUCAAAUCACCAAACUGGCCACAGAAUUUUCCAAGUAACAGUGAAUGCACAUGGAGGAUUGUAGGAGAAGAGAGCAAACAUUUUGUGAUCACGUUUGAUGAGAAUUUCCAGGUUCCACAUCACUCUGAGGACUGUGGGAGCAGCUAUGUGAAGAUCUGGGGUGGAAUUUCAGAAACUGAUGAAAGCUUGUUGGCUACUCUUUGUGGAAACACUGCUCCUCCUAGCCCUGUCAUUGCACCAACUAAUGUUGUGUCAGUCCGGUUUCAGUCUAAAGGCAGCACCGGAACUGGCUUCUCCGCAUCUUUCACCAACCGAUGUGGGGCCAAUUUUACUUCUUCUACUGGACGUAUUAUGUCACCGAACUACCCAGAUCACUAUGAUCCAAACCUAAACUGUGAAUACUUGAUCAAUGGUGCCAGUCAUCAGUUUACAAUUCUACAGUUUGAAGCAUUCAGUAUGGAAGAGGGUUUCUAUUGUGCCAAUGAUAACUUGAAGAUAUACAGUGGGAUUAAAGCAAGCAGAUUCUCCUGUUGCUACUCUUUGUGGAUCCGCCAUCCCUGGUCCAAUCAGUACCUACGGCCCAAUGCUAUUGGUCUUCAGUACAGACAAUAUUGAGACACAAACUGGAUUUGUGGCCAACUAUCAUUUAGCCGCCUGCGGUGGUCGAUUCCAUGGAUCAAAUGGCACUGUCAGCAGCCCAAUUUACUCUCACAAUCAGUACAGCAACAUAAACUGUACAUACCACAUCACUGUUGGGGAGAACAUGAUUGUGCAAUUGAU